AUGCAAUUUAACUUUUUAAUCUCAAAAUGCAUGUCAGUUAAUGAAAAUGGCAUGACCAUUUUAAAUGGAACACCAUAACGCAAUCCAUGCCUUGAUGAAUUGAUCACAACAAUGGGGGAUGCAUCUGCAAAAGUAAUUGAUAUUAAUCUAUACAAGGCAUAAAAUUUGAAAUAAGUUAUAACUAGUCCAUCCAGAUUUUAUUAAACUGAUUAAAAAUUGUAUAUCAAAUCAGAAGGAAAAGUAUGAAUACAAAAUAAACUUAUUAGUAAUGCUUAGGAAUUUUAAAAAUUGGGAAGAAAAACCUAUUUCAUAGAGAUUUGAGUGGAUUAGUUAGAGAAAUAUAGCCAUUGUGUGUGUUGGAUUUCUAUGUGCAUGAAUCAGUCUAGAGAAGAGGAAUUGGCAAAGAACUAUUUGAAGAAAUGCUGAGAUGUGAAACUAUUAUGCCAGAGAAAUUAGCAUAUGACAGACCAUCUCCAAAAUUACUUGGCUUCUUAAAAAAGCAUUAUCAUCUCUCAAAUUAUAUAUCUUAGAAUAACAAUUUUGUUAUCUUCUCAUAAUAUUUCGAGAAUAGAUAGUAGAAUUCCAAUUAAAAAUUGGCCUCCUAGACCUCGUACUAUCAAACUAUAGUAACGCCUUCGAAAAUGGAAUAAUUAGGAUCUUUGAUGUAAUAAAUGACAAUUUCCUCAACAAAAUCAAAGAAUCAAACAUAGUAGUAGAUAAAAUCUUAAGCUCCUUGGGCUACAGAUUAAAAAUCACAAUCAAAUGUAUAGAAUGAACUUAAUUUUUAGAUGUAUCAAACAACUACAGGACUUAUGUCAGCUUAAAUUUAGAAAAAAAUAUGA
This is a messenger RNA of Paramecium octaurelia, 842 nucleotides long. The record is from the annotation of a GenBank genome assembly. Lineage: Eukaryota; Ciliophora; Oligohymenophorea; Peniculida; Parameciidae.